AUGGCUACAACAGCCUUUCAGAUGAAGGCAAAACGAAUUUUUGAAAAAUGCGCUUAUCGAAAUAUGAAGAGCCAAUUCUGUGAUGCUUCUUCAAUCGCAGCAAAGAAAGAUAUGGAAAUUCGACCGCGUAGAAAGGAACCAAAGAAAGAAGGACCGAAGGGAACAAGGAAAGUUGUAAGGGAAGAAGAUGAAGAUUGGGACAAUUUAACGUUAAUAUAUGCGAUAACCAGUACACGGGAAAUUCUUGCUUCUUCACAUGAACUGACCGGAAAAAAAAUUGCGAUCUGA
Acanthocheilonema viteae is the source of this 288-nucleotide messenger RNA. The record is from the annotation of a GenBank genome assembly. NCBI's taxonomy places the organism in Eukaryota, Metazoa, Nematoda, Chromadorea, Rhabditida, Onchocercidae.